Caenorhabditis sp. 36 PRJEB53466 is the source of this 3199-nucleotide messenger RNA. Lineage: Eukaryota; Metazoa; Nematoda; Chromadorea; Rhabditida; Rhabditidae. The record is from the annotation of a GenBank genome assembly.
AUGGUGCACAGCAGCCGCAAACGCAACUUUAACAACAAGCGAAAAGGGCACGAGCCGCGAGAAAACAAGUGGAAGGACGAUCGCGACGCGCCGGGCAACCAGGGCUACCGCGAGGUGCAGAAGGAGAACGAGAAGUACUGGCAGUACUACCGCGAGCAGCAAGUGUUCCCCAUCGAACAGUUCGACGAGUUCCGCGCCGCCCUCCAGAGGGAUCUGCCCGUUUCGUUCCGAUUCCAGGGAUGCCACAAGUGAAUAACUUUAAAUGACAAAUAGCGGUUUCCUUUUUGGCCGGUCCAGGAUUUCUGAUCUCUAAACUUUUUGAUCGCUUGCUUGUAAUAUUUUUUUGAUCGCUUCACGGCGACCAAAAGUGUAGAAAGGGGCGUGGCCUAAUCUGAGACGCGUUUUCUGAAAAUUGCCGCAAUUCCAGCACACUUUUCCGCCAUUUUUGUGUUUGAUAUCGACGAAAGAAGAGGCAUUAAAGAGAGAAAACAUUGAAAUUUUCGUGAAAACGCCGCGUUUGAGACGUUUUUGGCAUAUUUCGCAAUAAGUUCUCCGCGGCCAAUCGCCGCCGCAAUUUCGGAAUUUUCAUAUCGGCCCAUUUGGAUAGUUUUCAGAUGAAAUGAGUGUCGGAAGUGAUUAAGCACGUUAAUACAAGUAUUUUAAGCGUUCAAACGGCUAAAAGUAUCGGCGAAUGACUGAAAUUCGCGCAUUUUCAGCACAAAACUUGAAAAUCGAUUGAAUUGAUUCAUUCUCUGAAUGAAACCUGCUCGUUUUAAGCUCAAAAAGUGCGCGAUGAUUAGUUUAACAAAGUUAUGCAAUUACAUCGUCGAAACCCGUACAAAAUUUGGGUAAUUUUUACGAAAAACAUGAAAAAUAGGGGGUUAAAUUUCUAAUUUCGCGCCAAAAUGGUGAUAAACCGUGCACGCUAGGCCCCACGCACCUUUUUACGUUUUUGGUCGCCGUGCGCUUGCUUGUAAUAUAUUCCGAUCGGGCCCAAACUUUGCACGCUUUUCGGAAUUGGAUUGAAGUAUAUUGGGGCCAAGAUUCAGACCGAUCCGAUUAUGUGGUCCCUAGAUAAAUUGCGGUUAUCUCGGGACCAGAUAAUCGGACGGGUCUGAAACUUUGACCCGCAAUACUUCAAUCCACGUCCGAGAGGCAUGCAAAGUAUCGGUUCGAUCGGAUCAUUGCGCGCGAAAAGACAGGCUUUCGCGCCUGCGUCUCUGCAUUUUCGCACGCAAAUCGCGUCUCUCACGCCCCCAGUUGUUUUUGUAUGCAAUUUCUCAGUCCAGGCAUCGACAGAGCUUCGAAAAGCCUGGCCCUAGAAAAGUUCUAGAAUAUUUUGCAACAGAGGACAGGCUUUCAAUUAGAAAAUUUAAAAAGUGUUCUAUCUAGCCAGCGAGAAAGUGUCAAUUCUUGCAGAGACCGCGAACAACUGAUCCACGAGAUGGAGAAUCGGUUCUUCGGAAAAAUCACCGAAUCCGGAGACACGGCCGUCUGUGUGCCCAAAAGUUUGCCAUGGUAAGCAGCGUUUUUUUUUCUCCGGACUUUUGCAAAAAUUCGCAAUUUUCAGGUACAAAGAGGCGUACCAGACGCCAAUGUCGCGCACGGCGGUCCGCAGUCAUCCGAUCCUCGCUCAACUGCACAACUUCCUCGUCACGGAGGCGGAACUCGGGAAUCUGUCCCGACAGGAGGCGGUCUCGAUGAUUCCGCCGCUCCUGUUGGCCCCGACUUCCGAGCAUUUCGUGCUCGAUUUGUGCGCGGCGCCCGGAUCAAAGACCACUCAGCUGCUCGAGAUGAUCCACGAGAACGACGAGAAUCCCAGUGAGUCUGAGAGGCGUUCGAGCGCAGAAUUUUUGCUAAAUUGCAGGGCCGGACAAGUUUCUGCCCGGGCUUUUCAAAGGCUUUUUGAUGCCUGGACUUUUGACCCAUUUCUAAUAAUCCGAUCGGGCCUAAACUUUGCAGGCUUCUUGGACUGAGAUUGAAGUAUCUUGGGUCCAAGUUUCAUACCGAUCGGAUCAUUUGGUCCCGAGUUAUGUGGAUCAGAGGCCGAAGAAGCCGGAAUUUUGCGAAAAUUGCGGCCUCUUCGGCCUCUGAUCCAAAUAGCUCGGCACUGCACGAUCCGAUCGACCUGAAACUUGGACUGACGAUACUUCAACCAUAGUCCAUAAAGCCUACAAAGUUUGGGCCUGAUCGAAUUGUUACAAGUGGGUCUAAAGCCUUGGCCGAAUAUUGCCCAGCCUUGCUACAUUGUGAAAUAUCCGGUAAGAAAACUGGAAAAUGAAGGGUUUUGUGUUGUUGGUUUUUGUAAAUUUUUGUAAUUUUGCAGAGGGAAUGGUGAUCGCAAACGACGUGGACAUGAAACGGUGCUACAUGCUCAUCCACCACACGCUCAAACGUUUCCGCACCGCCGCGUGUGCCGUCACUUGCGAAGACGCCGCCCGUUUUCCCAAAAUCAUGGACAAGGUACGAAUUUAUGGGAAGCAACUUGUGUAUUAUAGGGGCACCGCACAGAAAUGGCGCUCUGUUGAGAAACUCUUUUUGCAGUGCAAAUUGAGCGACCUCGGGGCCGAGUUUGAAAAAUUAAGCCACGUUUUCAGUGGAAAAUUACUUCGCGGCCUAGAAAUUCGGUCAGAUUGCUAACAGCGCGCCCUUUCUGUCUGGUGCCCCUAUAAUAUUUCAUUUUUGCAAAUUUCCCACUGCUCCCUUUCACAAACAUUUCACAAAUUGUCUCUAGGACGGCGGCGUCGUCCAAUUCGACCGUGUUCUGGCGGACGUGAUCUGUUCGGGCGACGGAACUCUGCGCAAGAAUCCGGAAAUCUGGAAGAAGUGGACGCCGCAGGACGGACUCGGACUCCACAAAAUGCAGAUUGCGAUCGCGCGAAAGGGCGCCCAGCAGCUGAAAGUGGGCGGACGGAUGGUCUACUCGACGUGCUCGAUGAAUCCGAUCGAGGACGAGGCGGUGGUGGCCCAGCUGCUGAGGGACUCGAAAGGAUCCCUACGGCUCGUCGACACGCGCCCGCUGCUGCCCGAAUUGAAGAGGGAACAGGGUGUGAACGCGUGGAAGGUGUACGAUCGUGACAUGAAGUUGUACGAGACGAUCGAAGACGUGCAGGAGGAGAAACUCAAGAAGGUGCUCGUGCGCUCGUGCUUCCCGCCCACACAAGACGAGGCCAAGGACAUGAACUUGCACUACACGUGA